Molecule: messenger RNA, 2792 nt
Organism: Cuscuta europaea
Lineage: Eukaryota; Viridiplantae; Streptophyta; Magnoliopsida; Solanales; Convolvulaceae
Source: the annotation of a GenBank genome assembly
CUGAGCACAACAACUUCCAGCUGCAAUGUUUAAGGGUUGCCCAUAGAAAAGAGUUGAGAGCGUUCUCUCCUGGGAUCGAUCUGCGACCCAGGUUCUUUUUUCCGUACAUCAAUGGUUUCCUUUGAUUCUGUUAAUCCGAAGCAUGGAACUGGUAAUAUUGUGUUUGUAAUAUCCUCCUCCACUUGAUUCUGUUCUCCGGUUGCAGUUUUGGGGGUAGGUUUGAAUCCAGAAACAAGAAAAGAAGAACUGAAAAUCGCGAAUUUACUGUUCACGGGUUGUCGAAUUUAUGCAUAAAUCUUGAAUUAAGUAGCGAUUCUUUGAAAUUUGGGAUUGGUGUGGAACUCCUGACUCUGGGCGACCCUCGCUAAUCUUGUUUGGAGCUUUUCUGACCUAAGGUCUGUAAUGAACUGGUGUUGACUGGUGUGCUCGUCGCGAAGAAUGAUGCUCUUCGUUCUGCGAUACUGAGGCGACUCUGUUUCAAGGGCGGUCUGUUUCUGCUGGUUCUGGAGGAUUUUGGAAACUACAUACGGAGCCUAAAACUGCUGAGCUAUGGAUUAUUACCUCUGCACUUAAUCGUUUCCUGCUAUGGCGAGAAAACAUCAGGGAGCAGGGGAGGCUACAGAGCCACGCAUCACUCAAUCCCGAUUUGCUGUGUUGGAAGGUGCUGAGGAUGAAUUCCCCUCUCUGCAACCAGGGAAUUACAUGAAGAAUAAGGAUAGCCCUGUGGCUACUACUACUAAACGAACUGAUAAUUUUAGGCAAAAAACUGUACUAGCGCAGGAAGCUGUUGUUUUUAACGGAGGUUCACCCCCUGGACAAGAAGCUGGGAUUGAAGUUCUGAGUGCCUCAGGAGCAAUUAUAAAUUUUUCUGGGAGUGCUGCUGCUAUUGGUCAGAAGGCAACGACCUUAGCUGCAGGGAUGACACAUGAGGCAGACUUGCUAUUUUCUUCUGCUGUACCUGAUAACAAUGGGAACCAAAAGGGUGUGUUGCCGGCUUAUGGACAGUCUACACAGCAGGGUGCAUUGCUUAAAGACAGUGAAUUAUCUGGAAACAAGGUGAAACAUGCUGAAGGGGUGAUUUCUGCUGUCACCCAGUCUACACAACACCAACCUGGAGGAGUCAAACCUUGGAGUAACUUGUUCAAGGACAACAGAAAUCCGACACAUGGUAUCAAGUUGAGAUAUAUCCCGCCUAAAGGCAAUGAGCUAGACUUUACCGAUAAAGUUUUGCCAUCCAUGGUUGACAUGUGGGGCUAUUGCCUUGUUGGGUACUUCACAGGUAGAUUCCCUGGCCUUAAAGCAAUUUAUGAUUUAAGAUCAAAAUGGAAUGUUAACUGCUUGAUAAAAGAUCAUGAAAAGGGUUGGGUUAUUUUCAAAUUUCAAAACGAAUUGGAUAGGACUAAGGUUCUAAAUGAAGGUCCCUACACCGUGUUUGGGAAACAACUAAUUCUAAAGGUACUUUCUGAGGAUUUCUCGUUCGAGGAUGAAGAGUUUCUUAAAGUACCUAUUUGGGUCAAAUUUCCCAAAUUACCAUGGAAACUAUGGAAUGAUGAGGCUAUGAGUGAAGUAGCAUCGAUGGUUGGAAUUCCGUUGACUACGGAUAAGGUAACUCAAGAAAGGACCAACCACACCUUUGCUAGAGUUCUAAUUGAAGUUGAUAUUUCGAAACCACCACAACUUUCUUUUCCUAUACGGCUAUCUUCCAAACAGGUUUUCAAACAAAUGGUGGUUUACGAAACAUUUCCGAGCUAUUGUUUUCAUUGCAAAACAUACGGACAUAACCCGUUCAUUUGCAAAAAGUUGACACCAACAAAGGAUGGAAAGGCUGCCCAGAAUGUUACCAUUGUGACUGGGAAACCAGAUUCUGCCCAGCAUGUAAAAAGCAUAGAAGACCACACUGAUAUCUUGGAUACCACUGUUAUUCCCACGGUGACAGUUAGGGAGGAACGGGCUUUGCUUGAGGCAGAUAGAAUUGUUCCUGAGAUGGAUCACUCGCUGCAAUUUCCAGACAAGAUGAGCUGAAGGGCUCUGCUGCUACUGCUGUGUUGAAGGACACUGCUGCUCCUACUAUACCGGAACUUCAAGGCAACACAAUUGCAAUUACGGACAAGCUAGUUUUGGCAGCGGCAGGUGUAUGUGAUGAGGACGCUGCUGCAUUGGAACUGGAUAAAAAAACAAUAAAAAAGAAGAAGAAAAAGAGGGGUAGGCCGAAACCAAAAAAAUCCGGCAGAUUGCCAAAAAAUGUUGAAAGUGAGAGUUCAGAAUGGUAUGAGACAGACAGCUCGGGGAGGGAGGACCUAGGUUCGGACUUUGACGAAGUUUAUGUGGAUGGUAAAACUUUUGUGAUUAGAAAAGAUGCUAAGGUGAAUAGAAAUAGAAUGAUAAGGAGAAUACAAGGCCUAAGUUGGGAGGAAACAUUUGCUAAAAAGAAAAUGGAUCUUCCAGAAUUUUUUAAGGGUCGGAAAAGGAAUAAAUUGGCUCUCCUAUUUUGUGAUGAUUUUAGUAUGGAUGUGGAAGGUAUGCUUUGGCCUUGUACUUGAGGGAUUACACUGGUGUUAUUCUGUAUUGGGAGCAGCUCGCUGCAUGAUUUCGUUUAUUAGUGAGCUGGAAUUUUAGCUAUUUUUGAUUUGUUUUUGAUGUGGGGUAUGCCCCUUUUUAGCUGAUAUAUUCUAUCUAGACUAGCUUUGAUAGUCAUUGAGGUCUGUUUUGAUACAUUGUAAAAUGUUAUUUUGGGUGCUAAUAUAUAUACUUACAUUUCAUCCCAAAAAAAAAACCACUGGAUUCAUUGACAG